Messenger RNA from Hypanus sabinus (Atlantic stingray), 5564 nucleotides. RefSeq lists its product as uncharacterized. Gene Ontology annotation, biological process: homophilic cell-cell adhesion; axon guidance; dendrite self-avoidance. Bases 604 to 1857 code for a protein of 417 amino acids. Gene Ontology annotation, cellular component: plasma membrane; axon. The transcript has 12 exons. Lineage: Eukaryota; Metazoa; Chordata; Chondrichthyes; Myliobatiformes; Dasyatidae. The record is from RefSeq and is a predicted model, not a curated record. Gene Ontology annotation, molecular function: cell-cell adhesion mediator activity.
CCGCACCCUGAUGUUUUUCAUUUCCUGUCGAUGUUUCUCCCUCUCUCCAGUGUCCAGUCUGCUCAGUGCUCGCCAGUCGGUGUCUCGGUCCCGGCGGGUUUGAGGUGUCGGUCGGAGUAACCGGAGACUCUGGAACCAUCCCUCAGUACACUGGGAGUUUCGGCUCCCGCUCAGCUCCCGGACGUGUGGUCACUUGUUCUCCAGUUUGUGUUCGUGGUGGCUCACGAAGAGACUGUUCUGCGUGAAAAUCUCAGGGGGAUCAGUGGUUUCUGAGAUACUCAAACCAUCCUAUCUGGCACCAUCCAUGGUCAAAGUCACUUGGAUCGCGUUUCUUCACCACACCGUUCUGAUGGUUUGGUCUGCACAACAACUGAGCCUCUGGACCAUGAGCCGACAUCAUCACGUCCAUUUCAGUCACUCUCUCUAUACCUACUACCAUCACGUGGGAUAUACUUACGUGUGAGAAGGUUUCCCACCAGGCUCAAAAGAAGAUUCAUUCACGCUGUGAUAGAGCUCUUCAAAGGACAUCUUGUACAAUAAAGUGUCCAGAGCACAGGAGGUCUACGAGGUUGGUUGUGCCUCACCUGGCGGCAGUUUGCAGACAUGAACAGUCCUAUUCUACUGCUGAUGUUGGCUGUCUUUGCAAAGAUCUCGUGGGAGGAAGAAAUCAAGCUUGUCUCAGCCCCUGGGGACUCCGUUUGGUUUCCUGGUGUGGAUGCAGAUCAAAGGCGCCAGAUUAGGGUGUUCCAAUGGAAGAAGGUCAGCAGGAACGAUACGAAGGAACAUUUGAAGCUGAUUCUGAAGUUUCACAAGAGCAGCAAGGAGCCUGCCUUGAUUCAAAAUUACAGCAGGCGCAUCACCUUCUCCACGUUUAAUGGGUCAUUUGCCAUUCAUAACAUAACACGUGAAGACGAAGGUCUGUAUCGGCUGUUCAUCAACCAGAAAACAGUCGCAGUGCAGGCAGUUUGGGUGAGAGUAAUAGAUAAACUCUCAGCAGUUUCUUUGAGGAGUAACUCGAACUCGCUGGGUGAUACCAUCCAGCUCAGCUGCAACAUCAGUGGAUACCCACAUCAGUAUCAGUGGCGGAAAGACGGAGGGGGGAUCAGCCCACGUCACCAGCUAGUAAACGGGAACAGAGUCCUCGUCAUCCCAGGGGCCUCGAGUGCUGACUGUGGAACGUACACCUGUAUUGCAACGAAUCCUGUCAGCUCCGUCCAGAUAAGUCACAGCCUGACUAUUUAUGGUAUUCCGCCAGUUCAGAUUAUCGCCAUUAUGCUUGGGACUGCAGGUCUGUUGUUCUUUGGAGUGAAUGUCCUUGGAUCUAUUGCAUUCUGUACCUUUAAGUGCAUGUCAGAGCAAGAAUCUCGUGGGAAACUAUAUCUCUUCUUAAUGUGGAUGAUUUCCUGGCACAUUCCGUCUCUCCUUGUCAUUCAGUUGGCGCUCAUUUCCUGGAGUAUUGUUGAAGGUAUUGUCACUCUAACAAUAAUUAUUUUAUUUGCUGCAUCUCUCCUGCUGUUGUUCAUGCCUGUACUAGGAAAGAUUAACAGUGGUCUGGAACAUUGUGUUUCCGUGGCUGUACCGCUUAGUGGACUUCUUAUGAUCUGCUUAUCCAAUUACAUCCUGAAGGAAAAGUUUCACCAGUUGAAUAAAGGUUGUCACAGCCGCACUCUGACCUGGGGCACGUUCCUCACAUCAACAGCUGUGAUUGGAUUGAUCCACUCCGUGUACUUUGCAGUGUGUCACUAUAAUCGAAACAAGGCACAGGCAGGAGACAUUAAACAGCUGAUUGGGGAAACGCAUGACCUGGAAGCUGAAUCAAGUUACAAAGUUGAAUCCAAGAAGGCUCUGGUUGUUUAGACCGGACACAACAGUCUUCGCUUGCUGAUCUGAGUGGAUGAUGUUCUCUGUUUUCCUGCUAUUAACUCAAGCUUGAAAUACUCGAUGUUGUCAGUUUUGAGUAAGCUUAUCCUGAUUGCAAACAGUGUCUUUUCUUGGCUUCCAGAGAGAAACUUUCAGCCUGGCAAUCCAGCACCACUGUCCUUAAUGCUGGAAUUAUAGGUCUAGAUUCCAUGAAGGAAUAAAGGGGCUCACCCACCCCAGCAUCCCAUUCACCCAGAGUUUACAGGGACUCACAGCCGGCAGUCUUCCAGGAAUAAUGUUGACAGUGUGUGCACCCCAACACAAUCCUGCUCAACCUUCACGAGUUGGAAUGAAGAAGGCUGAGGUAAUGGAACCAUAAUGUACACCAUUAUUAAAGAGAUGCAGAUAUGGUAAACAACCCAAAUCUUUCUUUUCCCCCCAAGAUAGUAAUGUCAAAAGCAAGAUGGUAUGGGUGGAGGGGAAGAUUUUCACAGACAGGGUCGAUGAUAUAACAAGAUCAUAAGAAAUAGGAGCAGGAGUAGGCCAUCCGGCCCAUCAAGCCUGCCCAGCCACUCAAUAAGAUCAUGGUUGAUCUGUCCGUAAAUUCAGCUCCAUCUACCUGCCUUUUCUACAUAACCCUUAACUCACCUACUACAUAAAAAUCUAACUGUAUGUUGAAUUUAUUUAGUGAUGUUAUGGGUCCACAGUUUAGAUUCCGGUGGAUGUCACAUGAUAUUAGUUUUGUUUACUAAGUGUGAUGUAUCUAUAGUCUCGUUUGCUGGAAGCUUGUAGUUUUGAUUCUUGGGACGCCAUGUAGUUCACUGGGAAUUCAUGACUUUGUUUCUGUGAGAGUCACGUGAUGACAUAUCCGCAACGGUAUAAAAGAGUCACAGUUGUUUCAUGGGCAGUGGUUCAUUGGAGUCGCUCGGUAAGGGGUCAAUGGGAAGAGAGUGAGUGAAGGUUGCAGGCUUCGAAUGAACCCAAAGGAUUGUGGUUAGUCGGCAGCACGCUGUGCAUCUCGCAAGUGGCUGACGUUUCGUAAAAUCCCUACGUAAAUUGUGGCACACACUUCUGGUUAAACCCUGCAUGGUCUUGAGUGUUGUGUGGAGACCAUUUCGGCAAAAGGGGCAUUCCCUGUCAGUUACUCUGUGAAAUCUCACUCUUUUUGGACUCUUUGAAAAAGUACCCCGCGGCUGGAAACCUUGGGAACUGGUUCUUUGAGAUCACCUCUCUGCUGUAUUGUGAAUCGACAAGAUCGACUCUCGUGUAUCGUGAACACUCAAAUCUCUCCUCUCACACAUUUCAUGAAUCUCCAUGACAGUUUCAAUUGACACUUUAAGAAUUGUUUCUAAGUCUGCUUCUUUAGGAGCUAUAGACGCAUAAUACCGUAAACUUCUGUUUAAGAUAGCCGUUCAUUUAAUGUUCUAUAUUUCUGCAUAAACGUUAAUAAAUUUAGUUGUUUUGCAAUAAUUCCCCAACUCCAUUCUACAUUUAUUGUUGUUGGUCCAUAACAGUGAAGAAGCCUCAACUGCUUCCCUGGGCAGAGAAUUCCACAGAUUCACCACUCCCUGGGAAAAACAGUUUCUCCUAAUCUCUGUCCUAAAUCUUUUCCCCUGAAUCUUGAGGCAAUGUCCCCUAGUUCUAGUCUCACCUACCAAUGGAAACAACUUUCCUACUUUUAUCGUAUCUAGCCCUUUCAAAAUUUUGUAUGUUUCUAUAAGAUCCCCUCUCAUUCUUCUGAAUUCCAGAGAGUAUAGUCCCAGACGACUCAAUCUCUCCUCAUAGGUUAACCCCUUCAUCCCUGGAAUCAACCUGGUGAACCUUCUCUGCAGUGCCUCCAAAGCCAGUAUACCCUUCCUCACACAAAGAAAUCUGCAGAUGCUAGAAAUUCAAGCAACACACAUAAAAUGCUGGUGGAAUGCAGCAGACAGGCAGCAUCUAUAGGGAGAAGCACUGUCGACAUUUCGGGCUGUGAUUCUUCGUCAGGACUAACUGAAAGAAAAGAUAGUAAGAGAUUUGAAAGUAGAAGGGGGAGGGGGGAAUUGUGAAAUGAUAGGAGAAGACCUGAGGGGGUAGGGUGAAGCUGAGCUGGAAAGGUGAUUGGCACAAGGGAUACAGAGCUGGAGAAGGGAAAGGAUCAUGGAAUGGGAGGCCUAGGGAGAACGAAAGGGGGAAGGGAGCACCAGAGGGAGAUGGAGAACAGGCAGUGAUGGGCAGAGAGAGAUUAAAAAGGGGGCGAGGGGGGAAGAAUAAAUAAAUCAGGGAUGGGGUAAGAAGGGGUGGGGGUGCAUGAAUGGAAGUUAGAGAAGUCAAUGUUCAUGCCAUCAGAUUGGAGGCUACCCAGACAGUAUAUAAGGCAUUGUUCCUCCAACCUGAGUGUGGCUUCAUCUUGACAAUAGUGGAGGCCAGGAAUGGACAUAUCAGAAUGGCACAAGGAAUUAAAAUGUGUGGCCACUGGGAGAUCCUGCUUUCUCUGGCGGACAGAGCAUAGGUGUUCAGCGAAACGGUUUCCCAGUCUGCGUCGGGUCUCACCAAUAUAUAGAAGACUGCACCAGGAGCACCGGACGCAGUAUAGCACACCAGCUGACUCACAGGUGAAGUGUCGCCUCACCUGGAAGGACUAUCUGGGGCCCUGAAUGGUGGUGAGGGAGGAAGCGCAAGGGCAGGUGUAGCACUUGUUCCACUUGCAAGGAUAAGUGCCAGGAGGGAGAUUGGUGGGAAGGGAUGGGAGGGGGAAUGAAUGGAUAAGGGAGUCAUGUAGGGAGCGACCUCUGCAGAAAGCAGAGGGAGGGAGGGAAAGAUGUGCUUGGUAGUGGGAUCCUGUUGGAGGUGACAGAAGUUACAGAGAAUUAUACGUUGGACUCAGAGGCGGGUGGGGUGGUAGGUGAGGACAAGGGGAACCCUAUCUCGAGUGGGGUGGCGUGCGGAUGGGUUGAGGGUGGGAAUGGGAGAGAUACUUUUGAGAGCAGAGUUGAUGGUGGAGGAAGGGAAGCCCCUUUGCUUAAAAAAGGAAGACAUCUCCCUCAUCCUGGAAUGAAAAGCCUCAUUCUGAGAGAAGAUGUGGUGGAGAUGGAGGAAUUGCAAGAUGGGGACGGAAUUUUUGCAAGAGACAUGGUAGGAAGAGGAAUAGUCCAGGCAGCUGUGAGAGUCAGUCGGCUUAUAGUAGAUAUUAGUAGAUAAGCUGUCUCCAGAGAAGGAGAUAGAAAGAUCAAGAAAGGGGAGGGAGGUUUCGGAAAUGGACCAGGUAAAUUUGAGGGCAGGGUGGAAGUUGGAGGCAAAGUUAAUGAUGUCACCGAGCUCAGCAUGCGUGCAGGAGGCAGUGCCAAUGCAGUUGUUAAUGUAGUGAAGGAAAAGAGGGGGACGGAUACCCCUAAAAGCUUGGAACAUGGACUGUUCCACGAAGCCAACAAAAGGACAGGCAUAACUGGGACACAUGCGGGUGCCCAUGGCUACACCUUUGGUUUGGAGGAAGUGGGAGGAGCCAAAGGAGAAAUUAUUGAGAAUAAGGACUAAUUCCGCUAGACAGAGGAGAGUGGUGGUAGAGGGGAACUGGUUAGGUCUGGAAUCCAAAAAGAAGCGGAGAGCUUUGAGACUGUCCUGGUGGGGGAUGGAGGUAUUUAGGGACUGGACAUCCAUGGUGAAAAUAAGGCAGUGGGGGCCAGGGAACUUAAAAUCAUUGAAAAAAUUCAAAGCGUGAGAACUGU